CGCCACCUCAUUCAGUCGCAUGGUCGCCAAUGCAGUUGAUGACUUUUUGGAGGUCCAAUCAUCAGUGACCAGAGGGCAGAUCAACCGUGCAGUGGAAGAUACUCACAACCACGACGCCAGAGAGGAUGUUUAUACCGCGAGACACUGGAAGCCGAAGGCAGAAUUUAAAUCCCCUUUAUCGACAUUUAAGAAUUCAAAAAUAGACCUACCACAAAACCUGCAACGUAACGCCAUGCCGGGUUACACCGGGUUCAUCCCUCGAUACCACUGGACCACGGGCGCCAGUUUUGCACCAAGAGUCAAGGAGAGUAUGGAUGAAUUUGAUCGCAGCCAGAUCCAAUAUCCCAGCACCAGCUCGGGACGAAGGCUGAAACCGACUUACUGGCCGAGAGCAGGAAUCUAUAGCCCCGCUGGGCUCUUGCCGAAAUACACAGGCUUUGUACCGGGCUUCAGGGACACCUUUGGCUCAACCUUUGGAGACUCCACUAGACAGCUCUACAUCAGGCACCCUCGGCAAGGAGACCCAAGACAAGGAAAUACGAAAAAUGCUUUAAUGUUGGUGUAA
This is a messenger RNA of Bufo bufo (common toad), 565 nucleotides long. RefSeq names its product family with sequence similarity 166 member A (gene CIMIP2A). The coding region runs from base 20 to 565 and encodes 181 amino acids. Lineage: Eukaryota; Metazoa; Chordata; Amphibia; Anura; Bufonidae. The record is from RefSeq and is a predicted model, not a curated record. The transcript is spliced from 5 exons.